Messenger RNA from Aegilops tauschii subsp. strangulata, 3003 nucleotides. The record is from RefSeq and is a predicted model, not a curated record. NCBI's taxonomy places the organism in Eukaryota, Viridiplantae, Streptophyta, Magnoliopsida, Poales, Poaceae.
CCGACCCACCACCACUAGCCCCUCCCUCCCCCACCUCGGGAUCGCCCCACGCGCCAAUCUCCCUCCUCCGGCGCCGCGGUACGGCACGGCACGCCACGCCGGGGGUGACCACGGCACGUGCGCUGCGCGGCCGCGCCAGCAGCCUAGCUAGCAACCAACGCCGUCACGUAACGGCGUCUCUCUCGCGGCGGUGGCAACGACCAGGUGCGGGGGGCCGCGCGCGCGCGUGCCGUAUAAAGGCUCCCACAGCUCACACGGGCAGCCGCCUGCCUAGCUAGCCGCUGGUAGAGGAGAAGCCGUAGCAGCGUGCGCAGAGAGAGAAUUCAGAGAGAGAGAGGGAGAGAGUUCAGAGAGGAGAGAGAGGAGUUCUCCAGGGCUUGCAAGCUCUGCGCGCGCGUGCUAGGGGAAGAUCAAUUGUUCCGGCGAUCGUUACCAGCCCAGGAGAAUAGCGCGUCCGGCGGCGAGGCGAUGCGACUGACCGACUGAUGCGCUAGAAUUAUGGGCAUCCAAGGGAACAAGGCGACGCACGACUUCCUCUCGCUCUACGCCCCCGCCGCCGCCGCGGCCGCCGCCAAGGACUCCUCUCUCCAGCUCCACGACUCCAAGCCUCCCGCCGCCUCCCAAGGUUUCUUUUUGAAGACGCACGACUUCUUGCAGCCGCUGGAGAAGCCGGCGGCGUCGGCACCGUCCGGCGACAGGCAGCAGCAGCAGCCGCAGACGACGAAGCACGCGCUGCCGGGCGGCAUCGGCACCUUCAGCGUCACCCAGCAGGUGCCCGGAGCCGCCGGACCACAGCCGGCCGCCGCCGCCGCGGUGGUGGUGAAGCCCGAGCCGCCGCCGUUCGUGCUCUGGGGCCAGCCCACGGCAUCACAGCCACCGAGAGCGCAAGGGCACCACCACCAGUGGACGCUCCCCUUCGCCGGCGCCGGGCAGGCGGCCACCGCGUACAGGAAGCACCCGUCGGAGCGGAAGCGGCGCGGCGGCGGCGGGUUCAUGGACUCUGGCUCCAGAUCCAGCGGCGGCGCCGGCUUCGACGACGACGACGGCCUCGCCGCGCGCCGCGAGGUCUCCUCCUCGCUGCAAGAGGGAAGAGUAGAGGGGGAAGGGAGGAGUUGGCGCGACCUGACGGCGGCGGCCAUGGAGGCGCGGUGCGCGCGGCCGUCGCACGUCCACCAGCUCCACGCUCACCUCCUGGUCUCCGGCCGCCUCCUCGGCGGCUCGCCGGCGCUUGCGCUCCUGCUGCUGCGCGCUGCCUGCCGCGUCCGUGCGUCCCCGUGCCUCCGCCCCCUCGCCCGCCACCUGCUCGACCACGUCCCCCACCCGCCCCCGCACCUUCUCCACGCCGCCUCCCGCCUCGCGUUCGGUCUCCGCCUGACCUCCCUCGCGCUCCGCCACUACCUCGCUCUCCGCGCGGGACACCCGGCCUUCCUCCCGCCCGCCCCUGCCAUUGGCGAUGUGCUCAAGUCUGUCCCUGGCCGCGCAGCCCAUGCCCACGCGUUACGUCUCACUGACGGGGACACGCGAUUCCUGCACAAUUCACUCAUCGCCAUGUACUUUUCCUGCGGGGAUGCCGGCCGUGCUCGCCGCGUGUUCGAGGGAAUGCGUGACUGCGACAGGGACGUUGUCUCUUGGACCUCUCUCAUCUCCGGGCUCGUGCAAAGUGGCAGCCCCUUGCAAGCGUUACGGCUGUUUGCAGCGAUGAUGUGCUGUCAUGUCCGUCCUGAUUUUGUGCUGCUUGUCACGGUCCUCAAGGCGUACAUGGAGCUCGAUGACUUGCCAGGUGCCAAAUCAGCUCAUUCCUUGGUAGUCAAGGGUGGCUUCGAUUAUGAACAAGAUGUUGUGACCACGUUGACGGCCAUGUAUGCCAAGUUUGGCUGCAUCGUGGCUGCGAGGGCACUCUUCGACAGGAUCCCGCCCCCGCGGGUAAAUGUGAUCCUGUGGAAUGCCAUGAUAUCGGGUUACUCCAAGAACGGGCUUGCCGGCGAGGCAGUGCAUUUGUUCAAGCAGAUGCAGGUGUUUGCAAGGAGCAUGAGCCCUGAUUCUGUCACGUUGCGGUCGGUGAUCAUGGCCUGUGCUCAGCUCGGCUCCACCGAGCUUGCAGUAUGGAUGGAGGAUUAUGUACGCCGCAGUGAGUGCAGGGAGGAUGUUCUCGUGAACACAGCGUUGAUUGACAUGUACGCCAAGUCAGGGAGCAUUGCCCAUGCGCGCAGAGUCUUUGAACAGAUGCGUGCCCAUGAGCGGGAUGUGGUAGUCUGGAGUGCAUUGAUCUCAGGUUACGGGGUGCACGGCCAUCUCGCUGAGGCCAUUGGUCUGUUUGAGGACAUGAAGCUUGCAGGGGUGAAACCGAAUGAUGUGACUUUCUUGGGGCUUUUGUCAGCGUGCAACCAUGCGGGCGCUGUGGAGAAAGGGUGGUUCUACUUUCAUUCCAUGAGACCUGACCACAAGAUCGAGCCUCGGCACCAGCACUAUGCUUGUGUGGUCGACCUGCUUGCUCGUGCUGGUCAGCUUGACAGAGCAUAUCGAUUUAUACUUGACAUGCCCACCAAGCCAGAGAUGAGUGUGUGGGGUGCCUUACUUCACGGUUGCAAGAUGCACGAGCACUCAAACAUGGCCAUGGCUGAGAGGGCAGCACAGCACAUCUUUGAGUUGGAGCAGUCCAACGCGGGGCAUUAUGUGCAGCUGGCAAACAUGUAUGCGUCUGCAGGGAUGUGGAGCCAUGUUGCUGGUGUACGGGUCACCAUGAGAGAGAGGGGUGUCACCAAAGCAACCGGAUGCAGCUCCAUUGAGGUCGAUGGAAAGAUGCACAACUUCCAUGCCUGGGAUCACUUGCAUCCAAGGGCCGCCGAGAUUUUCGCCUUACUCUGCCUUCUUUCUCAAAGUCCAACUGGCCAUGAAAUGGGGCAUGCCAGCUGUUGAGUUCCUUUUUGUAGUUAGGAAAAACUCCUCAUAUCCUGUAAUACUUUCACAUAGUAUCUUGGCAGCCAGCAUUAAUUGUGUCAUGCA